CCGUCCGAUAUAAUAAGACUAUCUACUCACGGGCGUCGGAGGUGCAUCAGUACUGGUCUCUUUCCCAUUUUCCAUCUGCGGUACUCAUGGCAUCCAUACGCGACCCCUUCGUUUUGCAUUGGGGCGUCGUGUCGACUGGGUGGAUUGCGGAGCAGUUUGUGAAGGAUUGCGUCGUGGACCCCAAGACGCGUGGGACGACGGAUGUCGUCCACCAAGUGGUCGCUGUCGGGUCCCGCAAUGGCGAAGUGCACAAGGCCCAGGCCUUCAUUGACACCUAUGCCCCAGGCAAGAACGUUAAAGCGUACGGCACGUAUGAAGAGGUGUACGCAGACCCGGAAGUCAAUGUAAUUUACAUAGGUUCUCCGCAUGCUAUGCAUUUUGAAAAUGCAAUGGCAGCACUGAACGCGGGCAAGCAUGUCUUGUGCGAAAAGGCAGUCACUCUCAACGCAGCUGAGCUGCGGAAACUUCUGUCAGUUGCCGAGGCGAAAAAUCUGUUCUUCAUGGAAGCAUUGUGGACACGUUUUCAACCUCUCGUCAAGGCAUUCAAGCAAAUCGCGGAAGACGGCUCACUGGGAGAUCCGAUAAUGUUACAUGCGGACUUCUCCCACUAUUUUGACAUGAACAACCUACCAACAACGCACAGAAUGCUUGAUCCUCGCCUUGGGGGUGGAGGCCUUCUCGACUUAGGACCGUAUCCAAUGUUUUGGGCUGUACUUGCGCUUUAUGAGCAUCCGUCAAACAAGCGGGCAAAGCCCACGAGCGUCACCGCAUCCAUGAUCAAGACGCCACGCACUGGCGUCGAUAUCAGUACCAGCUGGACGCUGAAUUUCACCUCCACUCUCCGUGCACAGGCAAACCUCAGCUGUAGUGCGACUCUUCCUUCACCAGAGAUAGGCGCUACAAUCCGCUACCAGAAAGGCACGAUCACCGUAGGGUCUCCGCUGCCCAUCCCGAGCUGGUUCCAGGUGCAAUGGUUUGAUAGUCCAGAUAAGGGCAACGUCGUGCGAGAGGAGAAACGUAUGUUCCACUAUGUAGGUGGAGGAUGGCACUUCCAGGCGGAUGAGGUGGCACGGUGUGUGAGGGACGGCAAGAUCGAGAGUGACCUGUGGAGUCAUGACAAGAGCCUACUCUUGAUGGAGACGUUUGACGAGGUUCGCUAUCAAGGCAAUUACAUGCUACCAGAAGGCGUCGAGAAGGUCCUUCUCAACAAACCAAGGGCCUGAGGAGGAAAAAAGUUCAGGAAAUUUCUGCAACUGGUUUUUCCUAUACAAGUCUUGAACGUUAUGUGUACCAAUUCAAUGCAUAUGACAGUACAUCACUUCGAUAUCCUCACACGGUGUAACAAGUAGUCAUUGCGAAUUAUCAAUGAUUGCCUGCGUGCUGUGAGCAGCUCGGCCGUUUC
Laetiporus sulphureus 93-53 is the source of this 1402-nucleotide messenger RNA. Its product is annotated as NAD-binding protein. The transcript has 9 exons. Gene Ontology annotation, molecular function: nucleotide binding. The record is from RefSeq and is a predicted model, not a curated record. Bases 87 to 1223 code for a protein of 378 amino acids. Lineage: Eukaryota; Fungi; Basidiomycota; Agaricomycetes; Polyporales; Laetiporaceae.